UACAAGGGCUUGGACAUCAUCACGAACAAGGUUUCUCCCCAAGAGCAGCGGCUGUGCAGGCACCACAUGAUCAGCUUUGUGGAUCCCCUCGUCUCUAACUACACGGUGGUGGAUUUCAGGGACAAAGCCGUGCCUCUGAUCGAAGAUAUCUUUGCCCGAAACAAAAUCCCGAUUGUUGUGGGAGGAACCAACUACUACAUCGAGUCCCUGCUCUGGAAGGUCCUUAUCGACACCAAGGAGAAAGCCAGCCUGGCCCCUGGGCUGGUCACCGACAGGAAGGUGGAGCUGGAGCAACUGGAUGGCAUCGAGCUCCAUCGCCGCCUGAGCCAGGUGGACCCCGAGAUGGCGGCCAAGCUGCACCCCCACGACAAGCGUAAAUUGGCCAGGAGCCUCCAAGUGUUUGAAGAAACGGGGAUCCCCCAUAGUGAAAUCUUGCACCAGCAGCAGGAUGAGGAAGGUGGGGGACCCUUAGGAGGGCCCCUGAAAUACCCACAUUCCUGCAUCUUGUGGCUCCAUGCAGACCAGGCAGGUGAGAGCGGGCUCUGCACAGCUCCUGGCUGGCUGAGCACUGGGUUGCUGGAGGAGCUGCGGGACUUCCACCAACGUUACAACCAAGAGAAGGUGGCUGAGAACCGGCAGGAUUACCAACACGGCAUCUUCCAGUCCAUUGGCUUCAAGGAGUUCCACGAGUACCUCGUCAGCGAGGGGAACUGCUCGCCCGAGACCAGCGCUGUGCUGCUGCAGAAAGGGAUCCAGGCUCUGAAACAGGUGACCAAGAGAUAUGCCCGGAGGCAGAACAAAUGGGUCAGAAACCGCUUCCUGAGACGUCCCGGACCCAACGUGCCCCCGGUGUAUGGCCUGGAGGUGACGGAUCUCUUGCGGUGGGAGGAGGAUGUGCUGAAACCUGCUCUGGAGAUUGUGGAGAGCUUCAUCCAGGGACGUGAGCCUCCAGCAGAGCCUGUGAAGAUGGAGUACGACGUAAACGAGAACAAACGGAGUCACCGCGUGUGUGAGCUCUGCGACAGAGUCAUCAUCGGGGACAGGGAGUGGGCAG
Messenger RNA from Pterocles gutturalis (yellow-throated sandgrouse), 1054 nucleotides. It is a transcript of the gene TRIT1, whose product is annotated as tRNA isopentenyltransferase 1. The record is from RefSeq and is a predicted model, not a curated record. Gene Ontology annotation, cellular component: mitochondrion. Gene Ontology annotation, molecular function: tRNA dimethylallyltransferase activity. Gene Ontology annotation, biological process: tRNA modification. The annotation marks the transcript as partial. The transcript is spliced from 9 exons. NCBI's taxonomy places the organism in Eukaryota, Metazoa, Chordata, Aves, Pterocliformes, Pteroclidae.